This is a messenger RNA of Haliotis rufescens (red abalone), 2952 nucleotides long. RefSeq names its product kielin/chordin-like protein. The record is from RefSeq and is a predicted model, not a curated record. The transcript has a single exon. Bases 1 to 2952 code for a protein of 983 amino acids. Lineage: Eukaryota; Metazoa; Mollusca; Gastropoda; Lepetellida; Haliotidae.
AUGUCCGAAAAGGUGAGGCAACCAAGGUGGGGCUCUUGUCCACCUGUGCACUCCUGUGCCCACCUGUUCCUGUCUGUGCCCGCCUGUGCCCACCUGUUCCCGUCUGUGCCCACCUGUUCCUGUCUGUGCCCACCUGUGCACUCCUGUUCCCACCUGUUCCUGUCUGUGCCCGCCUGUGCCCACCUGUUCCUGUCUGUGCCCACCUGUUCCUGUCUGUGCCCGCCUGUGCCCACCUGUUCCUGUCUGUGCCCACCUGUGCACUCCUGUUCCCACCUGUUCCUGUCUGUGCCCGCCUGUGCCCACCUGUUCCUGUCUGUGCCCACCUGUGCACUCCUGUUCCCACCUGUUCCUGUCUGUGCCCACCUGUGCACUCCUGUUCCCACCUGUUCCUGUCUGUGCCCGCCUGUGCCCACCUGUUCCUGUCUGUGCCCGCCUGUGCCCACCUGUUCCCGUCUGUGCCCACCUGUUCCUGUCUGUGCCCACCUGUGCACUCCUGUUCCCACCUGUUCCUGUCUGUGCCCGCCUGUGCCCACCUGUUCCUGUCUGUGCCCACCUGUGCCCACCUGUUCCUUUCUGUGCCCACCUGUUCCUGUCUGUGCCCGCCUGUGCCCACCUGUUCCUGUCUGUGCCCACCUGUGCGCUCCUAUUCCCACCUGUUCCUAUCUGUGCCCGCCUGUUCCCACCUGUUCCUGUCUGUGCCGACCUGUGCACUCCUGUGCCCACCUGUUCCUGUCUGUGCCCGCCUGUGCCCACCUGUUCCCGUCUGUGCCCACCUGUUCCUGUCUGUGCCCACCUGUGCACUCCUGUUCCCACCUGUUCCUGUCUGUGCCCGCCUGUGCCCACCUGUUCCUGUCUGUGCCCACCUGUGCACUCCUGUUCCCACCUGUUCCUGUCUGUGCCGACCUGUGCACUCCUGUUCCCACCUGUUCCUGCCUGUGCCCACCUGUUCCUGUCUGUGCCCGCCUGUGCCCACCUGUUCCCGUCUGUGCCCACCUGUUCCUGUCUGUGCCCACCUGUGCACUCCUGUUCCCACCUGUUCCUGUCUGUGCCCGCCUGUGCCCACCUGUUCCUGUCUGUGCCCACCUGUGCCCACCUGUUCCUUUCUGUGCCCACCUGUUCCUGUCUGUGCCCGCCUGUGCCCACCUGUUCCUGUCUGUGCCCACCUGUGCACUCCUGUUCCCACCUGUUCCUGUCUGUGCCCGCCUGUGCCCACCUGUUCCUGUCUGUGCCCACCUGUGCCCACCUGUUCCUUUCUGUGCCCACCUGUUCCUGUCUGUGCCCGCCUGUGCCCACCUGUUCCUGUCUGUGCCCACCUGUGCGCUCCUAUUCCCACCUGUUCCUAUCUGUGCCCGCCUGUUCCCACCUGUUCCUGUCUGUGCCGACCUGUGCACUCCUGUGCCCACCUGUUCCUGUCUGUGCCCGCAUGUGCCCACCUGUUCCCGUCUGUGCCCACCUGUUCCUGUCUGUGCCCACCUGUGCACUCCUGUUCCCACCUGUUCCUGUCUGUGCCCGCCUGUGCACUCCUGUUCCCCCCUGUUCCUGUCUGUGCCCGCCUGUGCACACCUGUGCCCACCUGUUCCUGUCUGUGCCCGCCUGUGCACUCCUGUUCCCACCUGUUCCUGUCUGUGCCCGCCUGUGCCCACCUGUUCCUGUCUGUGCCCACCUGUGCCCACCUGUUCCUUUCUGUGCCCACCUGUUCCUGUCUGUGCCCGCCUGUUCCUGUCUGUGCCCACCUGUUCCUGUCUGUGCCCACCUGUGCACUCCUAUUCCCACCUGUUCCUAUCUGUGCCCGCCUGUUCCCACCUGUUCCUGUCUGUGCCGACCUGUGCACUCCUGUGCCCACCUGUUCCUGUCUGUGCCCGCAUGUGCCCACCUGUUCCCGUCUGUGCCCACCUGUUCCUGUCUGUGCCCACCUGUGCACUCCUGUUCCCACCUGUUCCUGUCUGUGCCCGCCUGUGCACUCCUGUUCCCCCCUGUUCCUGUCUGUGCCCGCCUGUGCACUCCUGUGCCCACCUGUUCCUGUCUGUGCCCGCCUGUGCACUCCUGUUCCCACCUGUUCCUGUCUGUGCCCGCCUGUGCCCACCUGUUCCUGUCUGUGCCCACCUGUGCCCACCUGUUCCUUUCUGUGCCCACCUGUUCCUGUCUGUGCCCGCCUGUGCCCACCAGUUCCUGUCUGUGCCCACCUGUGCCCACCUGUUCCUUUCUGUGCCCACCUGUUCCUGUCUGUGCCCGCCUGUGCCCACCUGUUCCUGUCUGUGCCCGCCUGUGCCCACCUGUUCCUGUCUGUGCCCACCUGUGCGCUCCUGUUCCCACCUGUUCCUGUCUGUGCCCGCCUGUGCCCACCUGUUCCUGUCUGUGCCCACCUGUUCCUGUCUGUCCCCGCCUGUGCACUCCUGUUCCCACCUGUUCCUGUCUGUGCCCACCUGUGCCAACCUGUUCCUGUCUGUGCCCGCCUGUGCCCGCCUGUUCCUGUCUGUGCCCACCUGUUCCUGUAUGUGCCCACCUGUGCGCUCCUAUUCACACCUGUUCCUGUCUGUGCCCACCUGUGCCCACCUGUUCCUUUCUGUGCCCACCUGUUCCUGUCUGUGCCCACCUGUGCGCUCCUAUUCCCACCUGUUCCUGUCUGUGCCCGCCUGUUCCUGUCUGUGCCCACCUGUUCCUGUCUGUGCCCACCUGUGCACUCCUGUUCCCACCUGUUCCUGUCUGUGCCCAUCUGUGCGCUCCUAUUCCCACCUGUUCCUGUCUGUGCCCACCUGUGCCCACCUGUUCCUGUCUGUGCCCACCUGUGCACUCCUGUUCCCACCUGUGUUCACCUGUGCCCGCCUGUUCCCACCUGUGUCCGCCUGUGGUCACCUGUGCCCGCCCGUUUCCACCUGUGCCCACCUGUGCCCGCCCGUGCCCACCUCUUGGUUACUUGCACCCUUACAAUACACCGUGAACAUGAUAUAUUAA